This is a messenger RNA of Morus notabilis, 1440 nucleotides long. RefSeq lists its product as uncharacterized. Lineage: Eukaryota; Viridiplantae; Streptophyta; Magnoliopsida; Rosales; Moraceae. Bases 65 to 1390 code for a protein of 441 amino acids. The record is from RefSeq and is a predicted model, not a curated record. The transcript has 6 exons.
AGUACGAACCAAGAACAAGAAGUGGAACGGCAUUUGAGAAGAGAAGGAACAAGCCCAACAAUCAAUGGCUUCUUUCAGAUUACUGUUACUCCCCACGACCCUCUCCCCUCUGACUCUGUCACCACCAAUCCCCUCUCUACACGUGUCACGUCUCCGUUGUCGCCUUGCUCACCUCUCUUCUCCUCACCGCCGGGUGUCAAGUUCAAGACCAAAGCCGAAGCCGAAGCGUAAUUUGGUCAGCUCACAGCUCAGGUAUCCUAUCAUUGCUCCGGACGACCAUUGGGGCACGUGGACCGCUCUGUUCUCCGCCGGUGCUUUUGGCCUCUGGUCUGAGAAGACCAAGAUUGGGAGCAUGGUGAGUGCUGCACUUGUGAGCACAUUGGUUGGACUGGCAGCGAGUAAUGCAGGCGUAAUUCCUUACGAAGCGCCGGCAUAUUCCAUUGUCUUGGAGUUCCUUCUGCCCUUAACUAUUCCGUUGCUAUUGUUCAGAGCCGACUUGCGUAACGUCCUUCGCUCAACUGGCACACUUCUCUUAGCCUUUUUGCUUGCAUCAGUUGCAACUACAAUUGGAACUUUAGUGGCGUUUCUCUUGGUCCCUAUGCGUUCACUUGGUGCAGAUAACUGGAAAAUAGCUGCUGCCCUCAUGGGAAGUUAUAUCGGUGGAUCUGUUAAUUACGUUGCAAUUUCAGAGGCCCUUGGUGUCUCUCCAUCGGUUUUGGCAGCAGGAGUAGCAGCGGAUAAUGUUAUUUCUGCAAUAUAUUUCAUAGUUUUAUUCGCAAUUGCCUCUAAAAUACCUGCGGAAGAUUCAACAAGAACUAACGAUGCUGCCAUGGAAACGGAAUUUGACUAUGGUGGUGGUAAGCUUUCGGUGUUACAGAUCGGUACAGCUGUUGCUACAUCUUUUGUGAUAUGUAAAGCUGGUACAUAUCUCACAAACUUGAGUGGAAUUCAAGGAGGCAGCCUUCCAGCAAUAACUGCUAUUGUUGUCGUUUUAGCCACACUUCUCCCGAGACAUUUCGGUCGCCUUGCACCCGCUGGCGAUGCGAUUGCUCUCGUUCUGUUGCAGGUAUUUUUUGCUGCUAUUGGUGCAAGUGGGAGCAUAUGGAAUGUGAUUAGCACUGCACAUGGUGUUUUCGUGUUUGCUCUAGUUCAAGUAACCAUCCAUCUUGCUUUAGUUCUUGGUUUGGGAAAGCUGUUUCGGUUGGACUUAAAGUUGUUGCUUUUGGCAUCAAAUGCCAAUAUUGGAGGCCCGACAACAGCAUGUGGAAUGGCCACUGCCAAAGGAUGGGGGUCCUUGGUUGUCCCUGCAAUCCUCGCAGGCAUUUUUGGGGUUACCAUUGCAACUUUUCUUGGCAUCGGUUUCGGAAUAACGGUUCUCAAACACUUGUAGAAAUUGCAAUUUCCAUAUCUUGUAACUCUUAUCUUUCUGUAAAAAAUUGU